This is a messenger RNA of Durio zibethinus, 1834 nucleotides long. RefSeq lists its product as uncharacterized. The record is from RefSeq and is a predicted model, not a curated record. Lineage: Eukaryota; Viridiplantae; Streptophyta; Magnoliopsida; Malvales; Malvaceae.
ACAAAAUAUUUUUAGUCCAUUGCUCCAUUUUGUAAUUCCGCCAAGAAGUCUACUAAUACUACAAAACUUACAAAAACAUUGCGGUGGAAACAACGUCUGUCAGUUUCCCGUUGGACAAAUUGCAAUCAUUGGUAGCUUCGCUUCUACAUUUAAACUCCUUCCCAUAUCUCCGUCCCUUCUUUCUCCUCAAAACAUUCAGCAUCGACACUCCGCUCAAGUUAUUCAGAUUCACUUUGCUUCAAAGAAUCUUACUGGGAACUUCAAAAGAGUUUGAAAUAAUUUUCUGAUAAUAUAAAUUAUACUGGGAGUAGCUUAAUCUCGAAGGACAUGCUUGGUUGAAUACUCGAAGCAAUGCUGAGUGUAAAAAGCAAUGCUGGUUUCGUAUUCAUAGCAGUGGCAGCUGUUCUUUCUCAAGCACUUACAGUUACCUCAGUUGCUGUCCCAUCAUCCAAUUGCUAUGCGUUUGAUAAUACUAGCCAUCUUUUUGAUUUCAGUGAUUGGGUCGGAGUUCGUUUUACCUAUGAGGAGAAGGACAAUGACUUUGUGAUCCGCUUUUGCAAAGAUGUAGAGAGUAGAUCAAAAAUGGGAUAUGUAGAUUUUGGUCGAUUCGAUAAGUCUAACUACUUUGUUGCUGGUUCUGGGCAUGUUGACCUUGUUCAAGAGUACUACAUUGGUGACCUGCUGCAUUGUGAGCACACCUUUGACAAAAUGGGACGCACUGCACAGGUAAAUAUUAUAUGUGGAAACUGCUUAAAUGGGCAAUGCAAAGAUCCACUUGGAUGCAUAUGCAAUGUCACAUAUGAAUCCACUUGCAGAGCCAUUGCUGAACUGGCCAUUCCAUGUGAGAAACCAGGCCCACGGGUAUUUGAGGGCUUCACUGUUGGAUUUCAUCCACGAUCAUGGGAAAUUGUUUACAAUGGUCUGACUCAGUUGGGUUUUGAAAAAUCUUGCCAUGACUUUAGCUUCAGCACUGAACAGCCUCAUGUUACCAUUUAUCUGACUGCAAUUGCAUCUCAAUCCAACCUAGUGCAAAAACCUCUCAUCAAGGUCUUUCCAGAAAAUGGGCUGGAGGUUAAACUAUCAGGAACAGGGACAACUGGGAAGCCACCUACAACUCUGUCACCCUCAACUUUGAUUUUAGAUUGGAGAUGUGUGAAGGCCCAUGAUACCCCAUACGAAAUUAACAUCACUAUCCCAGUGGAGGGUUAUGAAUCAAUCGAGUUUGUUCUAACAAAGACGUGUGAAUACACACAAAAUCAGGAAGGAGAUGCUGCAGGAGGGUGGGCAAUAUUUGGAAUAACUUCUUGCAUAUUCAUGGUUUCAUCAACUCUGUUCUGUUGUGGAGGAUUUAUUUACAAGACACGAGUGGAACACCAGCGUGGAAUUGAUGCACUGCCGGGCAUGACAAUUCUUUCUGCCUGUCUAGAGACUGUAAGUGGAGCAGGGCAAGGCUACUCACGUGCAGAGGAUCCUAAUGCCAGCUUUGCCAGUGAAGUCUUCUGGGAGCGCCCACCUGCUGCUGCUGCUACUGCUACUGCUGCUGCUCAAGGAACAUGGACACCGAGUGAAAGAAAAUAUGGUACGAUGUAACAUUUGUAGUCCUUCCCAUAGAAAAGCUAAGUUUCUUCUGGUGAAUCACACGUAUCAGUAUGAGGUACAUUAUAUCCUCCUUUACAAUGUAAACAUUACUCAUUGUAGUAUUUCGUGAUGUGGCAUUUAGAAAUUCCACCAAACUCAUAGAAUAUACCAUUUCUUACCACUUUCUUUUUUACCAUUUAAUCUUAUGGAAGUUUGUAUCAACAUUUACUUCAAGCUAUUGUUGAAACCAUAGCUU